Messenger RNA from Lotus japonicus, 5018 nucleotides. RefSeq lists its product as uncharacterized. The record is from RefSeq and is a predicted model, not a curated record. The transcript has 7 exons. Bases 2957 to 4003 code for a protein of 348 amino acids. NCBI's taxonomy places the organism in Eukaryota, Viridiplantae, Streptophyta, Magnoliopsida, Fabales, Fabaceae.
AUUAAGACUUUAUUUAACUGUUGCUCGUGUUUAAACUAUAGAAGUACACGAGGUUUAGGAUAACGCACUAAGCCUAGAAAGUAGUCUUCCCCGAUGCGUUUAAAAGGAAGCUAGAAGCUGAAGAAUGAAUCUCAUAGAGAUUCCUUAUGGAUAGUAUACGUAUGAUGUUGAGGGCGUGUAGUUCCGUAGCGGAAUCGUUGAGGAUGUGAUAUCAGGAUAUUUGUGACUACUGGAUGAUAGGAACUCAUUGACUGUUCCAGUGGGUUUUUCUAGAUUUCCACCUUCGAUGUAUUAGGCCUGAUCAACUUAAUAUUGAGGGGGUGAUAUUCGGAAUCACAACUGGCGAUGGACUUUGAUAGAAGGAUGUGUAAGAUGAAUUUGAAUUAGAUCGAAGAUUAGUCGAGUUUGGAAGUAAAAGUUCGCGUUAAGUAUUAGUUUUCUUGCGAAGGAGUUAUAGUUUUAAGAAAUGGAUAUUCAUUUAAGAAGUAUUGAAGAAUUAAAGGAUAUUAGAGGUCCAAACUUAGUGAAGGCUUAGAUUUUAGAUCAAUCGCUUUGAUCACGAACGUGUGAGACAUGAAGUCUUGUCAAGUUUUGAUCGAAAGACUAAGUAUUGGAAUGAUUGGAGGAUGAUCAAAUUACCGAAAGGGAAGUGUUCGUAUCAAGAUGAAUACUUGAGGUAUAGUUAUGAUUGGAUCUUCUAGAGGAUAAGCCUCGAUUUAUGCGAAGUGUUAGGGAUUUCAAUAAGUCUAAAUUGGUUUGAGUGAGGAAGGUUUUGAGGACGAAGACGACAAUAAUGGAUUGUUAGAUAGUAAGAGGGUGAUUAGCUUAUGAGUGGUUGAUGAAUUUAUGAUUAAGGGAAUCAGUCUUGUUCUGUACGAGGUAAUAAGACUCAAGUCGAGUUUUAAAUUUGAAUGGUGACUAAGUAGAAGAUUGAUUUCAUGGUGCGAAUGAGGAUAAUUACGAAGUUGGAAGUGACGUUAAUGGACUAGUAGAUUCCAAGGCAAUAGUUCGUCUAGGAGUUAUCAAGCGAUCGAGUUGAGUUUUGGAUCAUGAGUGCUUUAGUGAAAGUUAUUGGAACAAAGACACGGACGAUGCUAUAUGGGAGUUAGAGGAAAAGAUCAAGGAAUAAUAUCCGGAGCUUUUUACUGAACCCUAAGUUUCGAGGACGAAACUUUCUUUUUGGAGGGUAGUAAUGUAAGACCCAAGUUUUUAAGUUUAGGAGGAGUAAAUAAAAUUCCUAUUCACGAUUAGAUUUGAUGGAUCGUGAAGGGAAACCUGAACAAGAGUUUAUGGAAUGGAAUAAAUUUAUGAAGGAGAAAGUUCAGGAAAAGUCUAAGUAUUAUAUCAAAAUCGAUAGAAGUUAUAGCACGACUAACAUUCGCUUUAACCUAGGUCAAGAACGCUAGUAAAUAGCUAAUUUACUCUUUAAGGCACGAUGGAAACUAAUUCCAAAAAUCUUCAGAGAAAUGUUAGAACUUCUCUUAUUCGUCUAUAAACGAGCGUUUCGAUAUGGAACCCUGGAAUGUACGAACGACAAAUUCCAAUACUCGGAAGUUUGCCGAAACCGAAACCCUGAUAGUUCAGAAACCCUAGAAUCAACGGACGAUGAAGACUUUUUCUGUUCGGAGCUUCAAACGAAGAUUCCACACGCGUAGACCCAUUUCUUUCGAUGAUUCCAAUCUUUCUUCAGAAGGAAGUUUCUUCAUCCGACGUCAAACGCAAAAAGUAGUUUUGCGGCAUAUUUCAACCCAUACUACGUUCAAGCUAUUUUCUCACUUAAAUGAACCAGGAACAAGUAUCGACAUUUUAUAGAGAGAUACUUAACUCUGAUGCAUAAUAUGACAACUUCAUAUUUAUUCUGAUCGUCUCACAAAUAUUAUUUAGCUCAGUUUUUACUCAUUUCUUUGUCCAUGGAUCAUUUUAAUUUGCUCAAAGUGAUCCAAACUUAUAUUUCAUUAUUUCAUAGAGUCUCUCAUAAUUUUUGGUAUAGUAAUAUAUCAACUCUAUAUUUUUCUCUUAACUUUGUGAGCUAAAUUCUUCAGUGUCUAAAUCAAUUCGUACCGGUUUUAUAAAUAUCUUCCCUAAAUAUCUAAUAAUCCAUCCUCAUCCUCUGUGACUCACGUUCACUCCCUCCUUUUCUUUCAUUUGUCACGUUUCUUUCUUUCUCUUGCAGCAGACCAUAAUCUUUCUUUCUUAUUCUUCUUCUUCUCUAUUUCUAUAUAUAUAUAUCUUACCACUUGUUGCAACUCACGUUCUCUCUCUCAGAAGCAUCACCACCAGACUUCAAUAUUUAUUCAUUUCCUUUCUUUUUAUUUCUUUUGCUGCAGCUCCCCAAUUCUUUCCACUUAUUCUUCCUCUCUUUUCUUUCCCCUGGGCAGCAUAAAAAAACGCACAUCAUGGUCCCUUUUCCUCCCUCACGUGAUUCCACUCUUGUGCAGCACCAUCAUCUUCAUCUUCCAAUUUUAUGGGUACGAAGGACGAAAACGCCUUGCGACGAAGCUAAAGAAUAGAAGGAAGCGAGCCGACGCGGAAAACAAAGAUGUGAUAGGAUUGGAGUUGCAGUUUAGGAAGAAAAUUGGCUAAGGAUUGCUGAUUACCUCUUUAUUUCGGAUACUCAUGAGGUGCAUGGGAUUAUAUAAAGGGGAGUAAAUUAAAUGAAAGGGCCAGCAUUGCAACUUAAUGAUAGUUGCAGCAGUCAAAACAUAUUACCGGAUAUUGAGGAAGAUAAGGAUACCUCUAAGGAGAACAAUGCUUGUGGGGGAUUUACUGCAUAAGGAGAAGGAACUGAGAUAUCGCGUCUGGUUCAGCAGUUGAUUCUUAACCAGCUUAAGAGUCGAUAAUAUCUUCAAAAAAAAAAAAAGAGAUAUCGGGGGCAAGGUGCACUUAACAGCAGAUACUCUUGGAGAAGUGGAAACGCAUAGAACCUGGAACUGAGACAUCGCGUCGGAUAGCGAGAAUGAAGGGCGGGAGGAAGAGGUCACGACAUGCUUCUACUAGUGAGGAUCCAGCGGAUCGACACGAGCGCUUGCAUGCUUCUACCAGGCGCGGCGACCAUAUUGCAGCCACUCAGGCGGUAGAGGCUUCAGCUCCGUCUCCAUCCCCAUCUGCUACUCUGGUCGAGGCUCCGUUAGCUACUCCGGCUCCAUCUGCUACUCCGGUCGGGGCUCCGUCAGCUACCCCCGCUCCGUCUGCUACUAGGGAUGCAGCUGAGCUGGAUCCUACUCCGUUUUCUCCGAUGGCUGAGUUACCUCGUCAGGAGACAUCUUCUUCUGAGCCUAGUGGCGAGGAGUCUUCUUCUUCUUCUGAGCUUAGUGGUGAGGAGGAGGAGCCUCUUAUUCUGCAGGAGGAGAUUGAUGCUGCUGAUGUUGUGCCAGAUGUGGUGCUAGAGGGCGGUGCAGAUGACGACCUCAUCCAGAGGGUGGCACCGUUUCCCGGGGGGCCUGAGGAUCUGUCACUUCUUGCGCAUUAUCCUGACCACAAGGCUCCUUGGACGUGGCAGGCACUUCUUCGCACAGACCCGCGGUACGUGGACCGUCGGACAUUGAGGGUGGCCACUGUUGGGGGGAAGGUAUGGAACCUCCCCUGUGAUGGCGAUUCAGAGGCCCACACACAUGUGCGACAGCUGCUGCAGCAGACGGGUUUGUAUCACCUGCCUUGGUGCGGGUUACCGGAGACAGACCCAACUGUCAUACUGGCCCUUGUUGAGAGAUGGCAUGAGGAGACGAGUAGCUUCCACAUGCCGUUCGGGGAGAUGACUAUCACCCUGGACGAUGUGUCGGCUAUUCUCCAUCUUCCCACAGGGUCGAGGUUCUACACUCCGGGCAGAGGGGAGCGAGAUGAGGUUGCAGCGCUCUGCGCCCAGCUCCUGGGAGGAUCUGUUGCUGAUUAUCUGGCUGAGUUUGAGGCGGCGGGUGGCCAGAACAUUCGGUUCAUUACUCUGAAGACCAUGUACACGUCUGCUAUGGAUGAGGCUAUGAGGAUGCUGCUAGGAUCUGGCUGGUGAACCAGCUUGGUGCCACCCUCUUUGCCAGCAAGAGUGGUGGUUACCACACUACUGUCUACUGGAUCGGGAUGCCUGAGGACCUCGGUCGCGUGUCGGAGUACGCGUGGGGUGCGAUUGCGCUGACAUCGUUGUACGAACAGCUGAGUCGUGCUUCUCGCAGGAAGACAGCGCAGAUCGGUGGGUUCACCUCCCUCGUGCUGUCAUGGGCAUAUGAGUACAUAUCCAGCAGCGUCAUUAUCAGGACGGAGGUCCCCGGCUACACACAGGACCAGCCUAGGGCGCAGCGGUGGUCCACGUCUCGGAUCGCGCAUUCCGGACUCGAUGAGAGACGAGUCAUGCUCGAUGAGCUUACAGUGGAUGAUAUCACAUGGACCCCUUUUGAGGACCAUCGAGAUGUUCGACCGCGGGAUCCCAGGGCCCUCUAUUCCGGCUACAUCAGGACACCUUACGGCCGGUCUGUGAGCCGACAUCUACCAGAGCGGGUUAUGCGCCAGUUUGGCUUCAUACAGGACAUCCCUUGACACCCCUCUGAGAUCCAGACGACGGGGUCCCUUGCUGAGACCACAGAUGCUGCCUAUGCUGAGUUUGAGCCGCACCUCCGCCCUCAGGGGAUACCUGCUACAUAUCCGGGAGAGGCGGUGGAGGGUUACAUGAGGUGGUAUAGCAGAGUGUCCCAUGUGUUCAUCAUCCCUGAGGAUAGGAGGGAGGAGCUUAGUGCCGUGUCUGCCAUACGUAGGGGUGUGGAGUUGUUGGAGCAGUCCCUGGAGGUGCCAGGUGCUCUUGCUCCAGGGACACAGCCCCGAAUCCUCACGGAGAGGGCGCUCGAUCUCUUUCGACGGAGUUCCUUCGUUGGUACCCAGGGAGUUGCCUUUUCUGCUAUUCGAGGAGUUUGAAAUCAAUGAGUUUCAGGCAUUUGAUUGACACAAAUCCCCUAAUAUUUGUGUAGAAAGGGGUCUUGAAAAGGUGAUCAAUUUUAUUCAUACUGCGCUCAAACGAUGCUACUAUCUCAGUGUGA